Eimeria acervulina is the source of this 1701-nucleotide messenger RNA. RefSeq lists its product as hypothetical. The record is from RefSeq and is a predicted model, not a curated record. Lineage: Eukaryota; Apicomplexa; Conoidasida; Eucoccidiorida; Eimeriidae. The coding region runs from base 1 to 1701 and encodes 566 amino acids. The transcript has 5 exons.
AUGGGUCAAGAUGACCGCUCCAGAAGACCACCAAAUGAAGCAUCUUUGUGUCACUACAUGCUCGCCUUACCGUCGCUUCGCGAAAAAACUGCCAAGGAGGCAAGAGCUAUACGAUGCCGUAGCAGAGGCUAUGGAGAGAUCUACACAACUCCCCAGCUGUGUCUGCUCCUGCAGCAAGAACGGCUUUUGAAUUAUUUGCUGGCAGAUCCUUUCAUUGACGCUUCGCUCGGUGUCGUGAGUUUAAUACUUCAACGAGCUACCAGCAAAGGGCACAUCAACACUAUCAGCAACUCUGGCAAUACCGCGUUGGACUGCACCCGCCCGGGUGGCAGUGUUUACUUGUUUCUUCUCGACCAAGGGGCUCUCUUAGCAGAGAAAAUCCACGGCGAUUCAGGUUCCGGUGAUGCAGGAAAAUUGGGAGGUGUAAAGAUCGAUGGGUUAGCGAGGGUUCAACGGGACCAGAAUAACAAAAAAACAUCAAAGAAACUCCAUGGUGGAGAGCAUGUCGAAGAUAGGACGCAAAAACCGAGUGCAGGUGCAGGCCGAGUAGGUGGACGGGUAGCACCACACCAGCCAAAGUCGUCAUCGUUGUCGAAAACUCGAGAAGGUCUCACGUCGCCACCCCGUAACGAAACGAAAAAGGAGUUCAGCAGGGGUUAUCCCCAGUCACCUGUGUUAGAUCCAGGAGUUCCCUUCGGAAAGGAAGCGGUUCUAACGAAAAGAAAGCCAGCAAGCCCUCCAAGUAGAGGCGUCUAUGGCAGGAGAAGACCAAAGGCCACGGAAUCUGUAGAUGACCUCGCACAGAAUGCGCAGUCCCUAGCACCAGUACGCUUGCAAACGGAUGCUAGAAUACACGAUGCGGACGACGUACUACUUGCUGCAGGGAAGCUGCCUUCUGGAACCUUCAACAGACUAUCUGGCGGCCAUUGGCACGCCGAUUCGUUGGUCCAUUCAAAACGGACGCCCGUUGCUGAAGUAACUGUAAAGGCCUUGGCAUCACACCCAGACGACUGGAGAAGGGAGCCUGUAGAGGGCGAAAGUUCCUCUGCAGUGAAUUCACCUCCGGUAGCCUUUAGCAGACCGGCAGGCGGCUCGCAGCAAUCCGACUCGAUGGGGCAUACGCAGGGUUCGCCUGUUGCAAAGUCCACGGGGAGGCUUUCUUCCUUUCGUUAUGAGGAUGUGUCUCCGAAAGUUUCUCGCUUUCAAGCAUCGGCAGAAAAGGAAGAUACCGCGCACACAGACUCUGGAAUAACACUGCCACAGCACGAAGGCUGUAGGAAGGAUGCAAAAAUCGCUUCACCCUCUCAAGUGCUUAUGCAGGCGUACGAUCGCACCGCUACGAAGUCCGAUCCGAAGGAUACUCUGCCGAAACGAUUUUGCAGCAUUGCCUCUUCUGCAUUUGCUCGCCGACCGCCAAAAAGUGCAAUCAGUGUCCCUGAUGGCCAUAGCAAGCAAGCGGAAACAUCGAAGGAAACUGGUUCGCAGGGCAGCAGGGGGCACUCUUUUGCCGAGGCAAAAGGCCCACAUAUGCCUCCGGACAGAGGAGAGAUUACUUCCAAACCUAUUGGAUUAUUCACUCAGCUGAAAACACAAGUAGGUCAGCUGGCCUCAACCGACGGAGCAGCAGAAAAAAGCAAGACAGCAGGUUCACGGCAAAGCUCUAUGGAGGCGGAAGAGCAGACUCCAGUUGGGAGGGAUUAA